AUGUCAUUGAACUCCACAACAACACGACCCAACACGACCAUUCUUCUUCUAACUUCUCUCCUCCUCUCGCAGGGACCUCCACACGAACGUUCUCUCUCUCAUUGGACAAACAUUCUCUUACAAAAGAUUGACAAUCUUCAAAAGAAACAAUCAUCCAGUAACUCUCAAGAGGUCAUUUCGCGCAUGAUUCUCCAACGAGUGGAACAAGAAAUGUCUAAAUCCAUUCAACUCCUCCAACAAAAGUCUCUCCUCCUUAGCAACUCCAAGCACCAAAUUCACACCAUAUCCACAACCACCAAGACUUCUCAAAAAUCAUACAAAAUUGAAUACUUCUUUCCAUCCUUUUCCAAGAUCGACCAACUUUGUUACGACUCUCAAGAAGGUUUGUCCUAUCUCACUCCUCACCAAGAUGCUUUUGAAAUUGCGAUCAUUCUUCUUGAAAAAUUGAGCUACUUGUACAACAGAAACUCCAGAACUUUUUAUAAUAGUCGUGUUCAAAGUAAUAAUACUGCUACUACUACUAACAAUCGUAAUCAUGCAAGUCCUAGUAAUGACAUCUCUAAUUAUCCUCUUCACAUUAUUGAUGGAACAGGAGGGCUCGGUGGAAAUACCAUUGGAUUUCUGAGAGCUCUUUGGAGUUUGUAUCCUUCACAGUUGGUGUCAAAGACUCGAGUGACCAUGAUAGAAUUAGAUCCAAAACGGUUUCUCGAUGGAAAACAUAAUGCCCAGCUCUUUGUGGAUGAUUACAAUGAAAAGAAUUCCAAUCACCAGAGAGUAUUCAAGAAUUUUCAUGCCGUGAAUGAUAACUUUUUAACAUGGUGGGAAGAAUUUAAAGUUUCAUUCAAGACGAAGAACGUUUCUUCUAAAGAUGAGAAGAAAAAGAACGAAGAAGAGGUGCACGUGAAAGGUCAAAACGAUGAGAAGAACAACAGAGGCACCACUUCAAUUCCUCCUUCUCCUCCUCCUCCUCUCAGCAAGACAUUUCUCUUUUUUGAUCCACCUUGGGGAAAUGACGAUUGCGGUCAACAUUCAGUCAUUGAAGAUUUGUACUUUUUAAAACCACGAUCAGAAUGUUCACAACAACACGAUCCAGCAAAUACAACCUCCUCUGGUAGUAGUAGCUCGACCUCUCCUCCUCCUCGACCAUCCUCAUCCUCCUCCUCCUCAUUAGAAUCCUCAUCCUCCUCCUCUCGUGAAUCAUCAUUAUUAGCAAGUGUGAAACAAAUGACUCUCUCACUAUUGAAUGAAGAUUUGGUUCAAGGAGUGGCUCUUAAAGUUCCUUUUAAUUUUUCAGAGUCAAGUGGGGAAUUAUCGCAGCAUUGUCAUGUCGAGUAUGUUGUGAUGAAAAAGGUGAAAUAUAUUCUCGCCCUUAAUAAAAAGUAUGUGAAUAAGUAG
This is a messenger RNA of Naegleria fowleri, 1395 nucleotides long. RefSeq lists its product as uncharacterized. NCBI's taxonomy places the organism in Eukaryota, Heterolobosea, Eutetramitea, Acrasida, Naegleriidae. The transcript has a single exon. The coding region runs from base 1 to 1395 and encodes 464 amino acids. The record is from RefSeq and is a predicted model, not a curated record.